AUGCGCAACAAAAGAUCGAUAUUGAUUGGCGGCACUGACUGGCAUGAAGCUGAUUCAAGGAAAAGACAAACUCACCAGGAUGACGUCAAAUUCCCAAGGAUGCGCAGAGACAAGAUGAAGGAUGGUCUAAUGAGGAGACGAAGAGAUCGUGAGCUGACGGUUUCACAAAAGAUGCAACGAGAGCUCCAACUUUCGCCUUUUGCUCGAUCUUUGGACCCUGAAUUGCAGUGCAAGCAAAUGAUUUACAACGCCACUUGUGUAGGAACGCUAUCGGGGAAUAAGCUGGGGAGGACGCUGUUAGAAGGCCAGCAGCAAGACUUGAUGUACAGGCCAUGGGCCGUUAUUGUUGUUCAGCCCAACAAUGAGCGCUAG
Molecule: messenger RNA, 372 nt
Organism: Fusarium graminearum PH-1
Lineage: Eukaryota; Fungi; Ascomycota; Sordariomycetes; Hypocreales; Nectriaceae
Exons: 5
Coding region: 1-372 (123 amino acids)
Source: RefSeq, a predicted model, not a curated record